AAUAAAAAAAAAAAAAUUGCAUUUGUAAUUAUAAAGAUAUUUAAGAUAUAUUUCCCUGUAACUGUACCACAUAUAGCUUAAGGAAAGUUUGGAGAAAAACGUUCAUGAUUCUUAGGGGAAAUCUGAUAAAUGAAUGAAUAACACCUUUUUCUGUUUUGUUUUGUUUUGCUUCUUCUGUUGGUCUAUCUACAACUCUGUCUAUUAUCCUUUUCCUUCUCUUCUCUUGAGUGUGCGUCUCUGUCUCUAUAAAUUAUUAUUGAUUUUGCAGCAAAGAAGUACGAUGUCCUUCUCGAGCAACUGUCUACGGAGAUAUACACUAUGACCCCAUUGCUCAAAAUGGCGUCGAAGUUGGAAUACCGAGCAAAAGAUGUCAUGUGUCAGAUUGACCAAAGCUCAUCACCACCAACAAAACAAAGGCUAUGGGAUGCUACAAUCGAGCUACUUUCAAAGUGGGUGGAGAAAGGAGGGAAACGAGAUGAACUCCUCCGUGCUCUUCAAGCGAGGCAUCUUACCGAACCAGCAGAAAUAGUCUCGACUGCAAUUCAACAAGAACCUGGUCUAGCAGACUCGUUUUCCUUUACGACGAUGGACAGCGAGGGAGGCGACAUUCAACUCGGAGAAGGAGAUGUACAGGUGUCUCUUCCUCCUGGUGCACUUGGAGAAGAGACGUGUGAAGUUGUCACAGUCAAGGUUCCAAAUCAUGCCCCAGAAUUGAUCUGCGAUGAGGAGGAAAUCCAGGCAUCACCUCCAGUCCAGUGUACUCCUUCUGGCUUGACCUUCGAUGAGCCAGUCAAGCUGACGGUGCCUCACUGCACGAGUCUAGACAAUAUAACAGAUGAAACUGAAGUAAUCCUUUACACCAGUCACGGAACAGCCGACUACACCCGAGAAGAACUAUCUCAAGAUGACUACACCAUUACAGACGACUCAGUCGUGGUGAAUGUUCGUCACUUCUCGACGUUCAGGAUCAGCAUGAAAAAGCUUCGAGGUGUGAAAUUCGGGUUCUUGCCUUUUCACCCAUCGAUCAUGCCGCGGUCAAGAAAGCCCAUACUCCAGGUUUUCUUCUAUCAAAUGUACAAAAGAAAUGAAUCGAAAAUUUGUGAGGAGCACGAGCAUCUGAACCAAGAAUUCUGCAAAGCGGCACCACCUACCGAGGUAUCAAUGGACACGCUGAAUGAGGACCUCACGAUUGUAUGCUCGGAUGGUGCAAAAGAAAUUAAGGAGGAGAUUGCUCAUACAAGGUUGCGGGAAAGGAAGUCUAACAAAACAAGCUUUGAGUUGGAUUUCGGUAAAGAGGAGUACGGUUCAAAGAACAUCAGAAUAACUCUUUUUCAAGGGUCACAUAAACUGGAGACUUCACUCUUCGAAGUUCGGAUGCAAGAACCUGAGCCCACCAUGCCCCAGCAGGUUGCUCCGGAUCCGUUCUCAACGGUAUCUUUUGAGGGAUGUGGGACAACUCCAGAGGAAGAAAUGAAAUUGUUGGAACUAUCGGAAGAGAUCCCUAAUAAUAUAGUAGUAAAGUUAAGCAUGAAAUUGGGGUUUUCACACGCUAAGGCAAUGCGAUAUGCUUCGACAAAUGUGAGAGGCGUGGCGGUUGACUCCACGGGCACUCUCGUAAUGCUACAGGAGUGGCUGAAGAAAACAAAACCACAGUUCCGAAAUGAUUCUCUAGAAAAGGCCCUAGUGGAUUGCGAUUUGGUAGAAAGUGCCGAAUUUUACAUUCCAAUUACAGAAGUAGUGAUAGAUACAUCUGUACUGGAUGAUGUGCAUGAAGAAGAUGAAGCCGGACCGUCCGGACCGUCCGGACCCAGGCGGCUGGUACAGCAUUCUGAGUCAUCUGGUUAUGUGGGAAUGGUCUCCUCCAAACACCACGGGGAUUACCGAAUCAAGAGCGUAACGAAGAGAGAUAGUAGGAAACAGUCUGUUAAAAGUCAAUUCUCACAUACAGAAUGAAAUGACUCACAAUAUGACGUAGAACAUACUGGUUAGGUCCUGCAGAAGCACUAACUUGUGCAUUGUGAUGUACAGUACUUUGUGUAUCCAAUGCUGUUAUACCAAUGUUUAUACAAUGCGCAAGUGUAUGCAUAUGGGUUCAAUUUUAU
Molecule: messenger RNA, 2102 nt
Organism: Strongylocentrotus purpuratus (purple sea urchin)
Lineage: Eukaryota; Metazoa; Echinodermata; Echinoidea; Camarodonta; Strongylocentrotidae
Exons: 7
Coding region: 319-1953 (544 amino acids)
Biological process (GO): netrin-activated signaling pathway
Cellular component (GO): membrane
Molecular function (GO): netrin receptor activity
Source: RefSeq, a predicted model, not a curated record